AUGGAGACGCUGCAGCGGGAGCAGGAGCAGGAGGCUCGGCUGCCCGCGUGCCCGCCAUGGCUACAGACGGCCAUCGCAGACAUCGAGCAGCGGGUGCGCGCGCUGGCGGUGAGCCUGCCGGACGACGCGGCGGCGGCGGCCACGGACCACUCCUUCGCGGAGCGCGCCGAGAACUACUACCACCGGCGGCCCCAGCUGCUGGCGCUCCUCACCGACCUGCACCACCGCUACCUCUACCUCGCCGACCGCUACUCCCAGUCCCUGCUCGCCAAGUCCCACCCCCACCACCUCAGCCUCAACCUCGUCCACGCCGCGGCUGUCUCCGAGUGCUCGUCCGACGUCGACGACCGCUCCUCCGACGCCGGCAGCUCCCUCUCCUUCCAGCCCCACCACAGCGCCAACGAUGACCACCACCGCCGCCACCCCGCUGCGCCGGGCGCGGACAGUGACCUUGUGGUGGCGGAGCUGGUCAUGGCGUGGGUGGGCCGGGACGUGCUGGCCCACGAGGCGGAGCGGCGGAACGCUGAGUCGGCGCGGAAGAUCGAGCUGCAGGGCAGUUUACUCGAGGUUCUCGAGUCGGAGCGGCUGGUGCUGCUGGGCGAGAACGCGCGGCUGGGGUUCCGGGCCUCGGCCGCCGAGGAGGAGGCCGCGGGGGCCACCGCCGAGCUCGGGUACGCGCGGCGCCGCGCGGCCGAGAUGGCGCGGCUCGUGGUGAAGCUGCGCGAGGACCACCGCGUGUGCAUGCUGGGCCGGAAGAUCGAGGCGCUGCAGGCGCAGGUGUACGGGCUGGAGAUGCGCAACCGGGAGUGCUACGAGGCCAUGGCCGCUUGGGAGGCCGAGCGCAAGGCCUGUGCCGGCGAGAUCGACAGGCUGCGGAGCGAGAACCGGCGGUUGGCGGCCGAGGCGCAGGCUGCACGGGAACGUGAGGCGGCGAGGAGGGGGAAGAAGGGCGGUGCCGGCGGGUGGUGGUGGCUGGCGCGGGUGCGGCUGGCGGCGGAGUGGACGCCCUGCGCGCCGGCAUCGGUCACGGUGAGGAAGGUCGGCGAGCAUAUCAAGGGCGGGAACGGCGCCGGCAAGUACAACGGCGGCUGCUUCUGCCUCUAG
Molecule: messenger RNA, 1104 nt
Organism: Lolium rigidum
Lineage: Eukaryota; Viridiplantae; Streptophyta; Magnoliopsida; Poales; Poaceae
Product: kinase-interacting family protein-like
Exons: 2
Coding region: 1-1104 (367 amino acids)
Molecular function (GO): actin binding
Source: RefSeq, a predicted model, not a curated record